Molecule: messenger RNA, 1493 nt
Organism: Ailuropoda melanoleuca (giant panda)
Lineage: Eukaryota; Metazoa; Chordata; Mammalia; Carnivora; Ursidae
Product: protein SSX2-like
Exons: 8
Coding region: 350-955 (201 amino acids)
Biological process (GO): regulation of DNA-templated transcription
Cellular component (GO): nucleus
Source: RefSeq, a predicted model, not a curated record
AAGGGAACAUCUGAGCAUGCGCAGGAACGGACCUAUGGAAUCCGAAGUGGCCAAUUCUGGCAGAGCGCAAUCCUGCUUCAAGCAAGAGAAUCAACCCACUUUGAAAAGACGGUCCUGUCCCUGGAGCUGGAGUGUUAGACCCCGUUGCUGAGUCACUUGCCCCGCCUACCUUCCUAACCCCUGAUUGGACAGUUCAAGCUCUUCACCUGUUCUGAUUGGUUGAUUUCCCUUGGACAGUGGAAUUGUGGGAUUUCACCUCGUGGAGCGACUUUUCGCCGCCCGCUGCUUCAACUCGGAGGUAAGCGCUCUCUUCGGACCGACUUCGACCGGAUAAAGGACCUUUUAGGUUAUGUCCUUUCGAGACCAAGCUGUUCCCAGCACCAUGAAUAAAGGCAGCUUCUUUGCAAAUAACUCCAUGGAGGAUACCCAGAUAUCAGAGAAGAAAUCCAAGGCCUUCAAGGAUAUUUCCAAAUACUUCUCUAAGGAAGAGUGGGCAAAUCUUGGAUACUCAGAUAAAAUUACCUAUGUGUACAUGAAGAGAAACUAUGACACCAUGACUAGUCUAGGUCUGAGGGCCACCCUCCCAGCCUUCAUGUGUCCUAAAAUACAGGCUGUGAAAUCCAAUGGGCAUGAUUCUGAUGGCAAUCAGAAACCCAAGAAUCAGGAUGAAUCUUGUCAGGUGGCUUCUGAUAUGCAAGAGACAGAGCAAAUGCAGGUGAUGCUCAAGAAACAAAUAAAGGAAGAAAGCGAUUGGGAGGAAAUACCAAUAGCACCUGGCUCUGAGCAGGCUCAGAAAGAGCUGUACCCCCCAGAAAAAGAGAGUACCUCUAAUCAACAGAGUGAGAAUACACCAGGACCCAGGAAACGGGGGAAUAGCAUUUGGGCCAGCAGACUGCGGGAAAGAAAGAACCUGGUCGUGUAUGAGGAGAUCAGUGAUCCCGAGGAAGAUGACUAACUUCGGAUGUGACAAGUGCCCAUGAUAAGAAGCAGAACCUGGUGGUCUUUCAUGAACAUGGGCACGGCUGUGAACUAGCCAUCAGGUGUAUAGCAAGUAAAAGAGAGUUCACAAUAGUGAAAAGUUAAGCAUUAUUUUUCUUACUGUGUGCCAAAUAUUCUGUUAGAUAUUAGAAUUUUGUUAAUGAGCAAAACAUAUACUUAAUGCCUAUUUCUUGCUGUGUAUCCAUGCACUUACCUUAGAAAACAAGUAUCGUUGGGUAUUCUCUUCCCAAAAGAGCACGACCCUCCUCCCCGAUGUCACUACUGGAGGGCAAGUUCUGGGUGUUUGAUUCCACGUGUUUUUCUCUGCAUUUACACACACACGCACGGUACUACUAUAAGUAUCUCCCACGUGCUUUUCCUCACUGCCAACACGUCCUGGAAAAGUACUCCUUAUUUUGUUCCUGUUCAGUAAGUGCUCCCUGUUGCAAACCCUCAUUAUUCAUUUACAUUGCAUCAGUCAUUGAUAAUUAAUAAACAUUUACAAAUUUCUCUCA